Molecule: messenger RNA, 1178 nt
Organism: Corylus avellana
Lineage: Eukaryota; Viridiplantae; Streptophyta; Magnoliopsida; Fagales; Betulaceae
Product: UNC-50 family protein
Cellular component (GO): Golgi membrane
Source: RefSeq, a predicted model, not a curated record
UUUACAUUUCCCUCUAUCUGUACGCAACACAGUGAGAGAGAGAGAGAGAGAGAGAGAGAGCUGUUGUGGAAAUCUCAGAGAUCUUCGAUCGAAGAAGAACCUGCAAAGUCCGAAGGAGAUGUUGCCCACAGUCUCGAAAGGGCGGUCACCGUCCUCUUCAUCCCGAGCUAACCCUAUGUUCCUUCAGUACCUCCGCCGAAUAGUCAAGUGGCAACAAAUGGAUGUUGAAUAUACCUUUUGGCAAAUGCUUCACCUAUGCACCUCACCAAAAGUUGUCUAUCAGCACACAAAGUAUCAUAAGCAAACUAAGAAUCAAUGGGCACGAGAUGACCCCGCUUUUGUUGUGAUCUGCAGCCUUCUUUUGACAGUUGCAACUUUGGCUUAUUGUGCUGCGUAUGGCCAUAGUGCUGCACAUGCAGUUUAUGUAGUUAUCUCAGUAUUGCUUUUCCAUUUUUUAGUAACUGGAGUAGUUCUGGCUACAUGUUGUUGGUUCCUGACUAAUUCUUACCUUCGGCCAGAGGCUCCUUCCAACAGUCAUGUGGUUGAGCAACGAGUUGAAUGGAUGUAUGCGUUUGACGUUCACUGCAACUCUUUCUUUCCUAUGUUUGUUAUGCUUUAUGUGAUACAAUAUUUUCUGUCACCGCUUUUGGUAGCCCAUGGUUUCAUUCCUGUAUUGCUAUCAAACUUGCUCUUCAUGGUGGCUGCUACUUACUACCAUUAUCUCAACUUUUUAGGCUAUGAUGUAUUGCCCUUUCUAGAGAGAACCACAUUCUUUCUAUAUCCCAUUGGUGCUGUCAUCGUCCUUUCUCCCAUUUUGAUUUUGAGCGGCUUCAAUCCUUCAAGAUAUUUUAUGAACAUGUAUUUUAGCCAAAGGUUAUGAUUUACUGAGGCCAACUAACAGUUCAGAUAGCAUAUAUAAUGAAAGGUUUGGGGACUAGUUCAAGGACAGCAUCUACGCGAGAAAGCUUUGAUGAAUGCAAUGAUUUGUUUCUGGAAAAUGUGAAAUGAAAAGCAGCUCCACCACAUGAAACAAGUUUCCUCCUAGCUUUCUUUCUGGGCAUCUUACAACUGCAAAAAUGAAGUUGGAACCAAGUGAAGUCAGGGCAGCUAAGUGUAUAUUUUGUUAUUGAGAAUAUUGAUCAAAUAGAUAUGUUGAAUGCAUCCAUUUUUCCCCUUCU